GUCUACUAUUUUCUUCCAUCUUAUGUAUUUGUAUUGUUCGCCUACAUCUACGUUCUAAUCUGUGGGGAUUUUGUCUGUAACCUAAAGUUUUUUCCGGCAUGCUUCCCAGAGCUGCCUUCCGCGCGUUGCGCGCCCGCCCGGCCAUCGUCGUCCCUCGCACAGUUUCCAUAGCAUCCACAUCCAAAUGGUCACGGUCAUACGCAGACACGAAGAAGCCUGAUCGCGAUCAUACCUGGAAACCCUCUGACCCCAUCAAGUUCCAAGAGUCGAAGAUAGUUCACCCGCAAGAACAACCCGAAUUCGAGACCAGCGCAUCACCCGAGAGCAACACCGAACCGACAUCUCAACCAGGUCCUAGGGCGAGGAGUGCCGCACGGUCGGGAGCACAGGAGGAUCACACAACUGAGCAGACCGAGUUUUCUGGGCCCAAGUCGGAGGAGGAGAACACUGCCCCCACUACGGACGCUCCCGCUUCCCAAGAACCCCAAAAGCCCCUACCAGACCUACGAUAUGGCAUCCCCUCCACUUUCGGCCAGGAAUAUGAGGCAGCAUCAGGAGGGAGGAAGCACGAGCACAACCCCAACAACAUCACUGAAGAUCCCGACAAAGAGCCGGCGCCAGGUGGCUUCGGCGAGCACAAGACCGGAGAGCUUCCCAAGUCAGCGUACGAGACCAGCACAGAUCGGAGGCGGAAUCGCAUUGCCAAUUGGGGUUACGCGUCGACCCUCGCCUUUGGCGUCGUGGGUGCGCUGUACUUAGGCCGGGACUGGGAGUCGGAAGAGGAGAGGAACGCACACCCAGAUGCACCAGCAGGAUGGUCACCCGGUGCCAUAUACGCCCGCGCUCGUGCCCGUCUUAGCAGCCAAAUGGGCUACUACACCGAGCCCACAUUUCCCAAACUCCUUCCCGACAUCGACCCUGCGCCUCCCAUGACCCUCGUCCUCAGCUUAGAAGACUUGCUGGUGCAUUCGGAAUGGACAGCCAAGCAUGGCUGGCGGACCGCAAAGAGGCCUGGUGUGGACUACUUUCUCCGUUACCUCAGCCAGUACUACGAACUCGUCAUUUUCACCACCGUCCGCUCCACUGACGCAGACCCCAUCAUCCGCAAGCUGGACCCUUUCCGGAUAGUCAUGUGGCCCCUGUUCCGCGAGGCCACCCGCUACGAGAAGGGUGAAUACAUCAAGGACCUCUCCUACCUUAACCGUGACCUCUCUAAAACCAUCAUCAUCGACACCGACCCGGCGCACGUCAAACUGCAACCCGAAAACGCAAUCAUCCUGCCCAAAUGGAAAGGCGACCCCCGCGACAAGGGUCUCGUAGCCCUGAUCCCCUUCCUCGAAUACCUCGCCAUGAUGGGCGUCCCCGACGUCCGCCAGGCCAUCAAAUCCUUUGAAGGAAAGGACAUCGCCACUGAGUUCGCCCUGCGCGAGGCACGCGCCCGCGAGGAAUUCCAAAAGGAGCUCGAGGCCCGAAAAUCCAAGAAACCCAAGUUCAGCGCUGGGAAUGCCAUCAUGGGUGCGCUGGGGCUGAAGGGCCAGCCAACGGGUAUGACGCUGGGGGAUGGACACAGUGUCAGCGAGGGCCUGGAGCAGGGCAAGAUGCUGAGCGAUCAGUUCCGCGAGAGGGGCCAGAAGCAGUAUGAGGCGAUGGAGAAGGAGAUUAGGGAGAAUGGGGAGAGGUGGCUCAAGGAGAUGGCGGAGGAAGAGAAGAAGUUCAUGGAGGAGCAGAUGAAGGGGAUGAAGCAGGGCAUGUUUGGAUUCUUGACUGGCGGUGGUGCUGGUGCGGCGGCCCAGGGGGCACAGGAGAAGAAGUAGGUUACGAUGGGAUUUAUAAUCUGAAGAGGUGGAGCAAGUGUAACCCUUUGGGUGGACCAGAGGUGGGCAUUUGGCCGCCAGGAUCGGAGUUUGGCUUAAGUGUCAUUCUGCGUUGUAAAACAGGGCUUUCUUUCCACUCUUGAUGAGAGUGCUUUUCGCAUCUAGGUAGGAUGGACGGACCAGAUCAGAUUGAUUUGGAAUGCAUGUAUUAUUUAUUAAAAUUUGAAUGAGAGAGGGUUCACGACCUAAGGAUCGAUUUG
This is a messenger RNA of Westerdykella ornata, 2074 nucleotides long. RefSeq names its product NIF-domain-containing protein. NCBI's taxonomy places the organism in Eukaryota, Fungi, Ascomycota, Dothideomycetes, Pleosporales, Sporormiaceae. The transcript is spliced from 2 exons. Gene Ontology annotation, molecular function: phosphoprotein phosphatase activity. The coding region runs from base 99 to 1814 and encodes 571 amino acids. The record is from RefSeq and is a predicted model, not a curated record.